Ectocarpus sp. CCAP 1310/34 is the source of this 2507-nucleotide messenger RNA. The record is from the annotation of a GenBank genome assembly. Lineage: Eukaryota; Phaeophyceae; Ectocarpales; Ectocarpaceae.
CUCGCUUUCCCCGCUCAGCCUACCAACGCUUCAUGACACAAAGGACGCCUGGCCCUGGGAGGGAUGGUGAACAUCUAGCGCUGUCGUUGUCCGAACCCCGUUGCACGCUUCGUAGGCGAACUCGGGCAGCCGUCCGCGUUCAGGCUAUCUACCGUGGCGAGAGAGCCAGAAAUCGCGUGGUGCAACCCGCGCUUGACGCUUUCCGUGAUGUUUGUGAGAGAAUCUCCGCCGAAGGUCCUAGUGGCUUGACGACGGCAUGUAUUUGCGGACCCGUGAAGCUCCCGCGUUGGUUCAGCGACGGCCACAGCGACAGCUCCCGAUGCUCAGGUGUUUGUGGUUGUGAUUUUCAUGGCGCUGCUGCUAGUUGUGACUGCACUGCUGAUGCCGCUGCAACUCCUACUCCUGCUCCUUCUGCGGCUAUUGCUGUCGCUGAUGCGGCUACAAUGCCUACCCCAGUCAUCGAGGAGCAUCAAAUGCAACCCUCUCCGCCAGCCACGCAAUCGCGUCUUGGUCCAGGUGCUGCCGCUGCUAUCCUUGCUUGCACUGGCAGCCGACGAGACCCCAUCGAGACGACGGAGCAAGAGAGUGGGAAAGAAGAGGAGAUCGUGCAGUCGAACGCCACAGCAGCCGGAGAACCGAGUCAGCCUGGGCAUGACGGCAGUAGCGGCCUCGGCCUGCCCCAGAUUGCAGAGAAAUCUACAGAAGAACGCGAUCUGAUCGGUGGAGGUGAUGGUGCAGUAGCUGAAAAAUCGGCUGGACGUGAUAAACUUCGGCAUCAGGAACAGUCGGUGGCGUCGAGCAAUGAUAACGAGAAAGCUCUCGGGUGCCGCCUUGCCCCACCACCUUCCUCGGAAAGUGGGGCGACAACGCAAGGAGGAGGCAGCGGCGGCGCUAGUGUUGGACUGCUGGCCGGGAGCACCUUGAAGCAGGGAGAGGUGGAUAGCCAACAACCGCUGAUGGCCAGGUCUACCCCCGCAGCUGAAACGGACUGCUUCACCUACAGCGACGGCGAAAGUGACAGCUGCGCCUCUCCGACACCAGCAACGAACACCAUCGAGAACUCCGAUGUACUCAUGCCGAACGACGAUGCCCCUGCUUCUCCCGAAGUUGUGGUACAGGUCACGGCUGUUGCACCGCGUUAUGGCGCCGAGGGUGGUGUCGUCCAAACGCCAUCGUACAAGCAACAAGAAUCACGCCGACCUUCGCACGUUGUCGGUGAAAUCAUUGCUUCUGUCGCAGGAACCAGCAGCAUCAAGCAUGGCAAAGACAACUUCGAUGGUGAAGCAGUUGUCGGUGACGAUGUGGCAACCGGAUAUGAAGGCGACGAAUGCGAUAAUGACACCCCGGCGGCCGACGACAUGGGGAAUAAGAACGCGCUCCCGGGGCAUUCGUGGGAUACAGCGAGUGCGAUUGUCCCAGAAUUCCCAGGUGGGGGGAAAGAUAGUCGAGAAGGAGAAGUUUUUCUCGGAGGACGACGAAGCAGACGCGAAAGCGAAAGAAGGCGAAAAUCUGAUCUUCUGGUCGACGCCUGGACCACCUCCUCGUCCCCGACUCGACAUGACUCACAGCCUUGCGGCAGAGAGCAAAGCGGCGGUGACCGCCUCUGGUCGAGCCUCGCCUUGUCGACCGCCAGCAGUUUUGAAGCGUCGCCGCUGAAGGGGGAGACCAUCCCGGCUCUGGCGCAUUCCGCGAGAAGCGAUUGCUCCACGGCGCAUCGUCUCGGCGAUGGCGACGGCGCCGGUGAUGACUUCCUUCUGGCGGAUUCCGCGGAGGUGCCGGCCAUCAGCAAACCAACCUCUUCCAUUUCUGGCGGUGUUGGUGACGAUGUCCCGAAACCUUUCUUGUCGUGGUUGGACGAGGGCCCACGAUACUCUCGCCCAGACGAUGACCCUGGGGCUGCGGAAGGGCAUGACAGACGACCCUUAUUUUCCCCUGACAUCGAUCGGCGAGCAACGGGAAGAACCGAUGUCCAGGAGAGCCACCAUCCAAGGGCGCCGCGCACUUUUGCUGGUGACGGUGUCGGCGUACUCAAUGGCCAACACCACGAAGACAGAACACAUGAAGUCAACGGAGCCGUGCGCAUCGAAGACUGGAGUUCGCGAGAGCUCGAGGAGGAGCUACGCCGAAUUCGGGGAGCGGUAGAGAGUCGAGUGAGAUACCUACGCUCCGUCAUGCAGCAGCCUGGAUCCGGAGCGACUUGACUGGUCUUCAUGUGACAUGGCGACAAGCCUGGUCGGACCCCGUCGACAGACGAAAGGAGCAUUUCCGGGAGAUCCAGCAGCAGCAACAACAAGGAGUGCUUGGUUUGGUUACGCGAACACCACUAAUUUUCUGUUCCGAUUUGGUGGGAAGUUGUGCACUUGUGUGCGUUGGAAUUUGUACGGCAGCUACCUCAUGUCCUCGAUCGGACCUUAGGGAAAGGACAGCUACACCGCCUUCUGCCUCUGAAUUUCCCACUACUUGCACGCCCCCACGCUUUUCGUGGGCUUGGGUUGACGGUGCAACGC